This is a messenger RNA of Aptenodytes forsteri (emperor penguin), 330 nucleotides long. RefSeq names its product histone H2A. The annotation marks the transcript as partial. Gene Ontology annotation, cellular component: nucleosome. Gene Ontology annotation, molecular function: protein heterodimerization activity; structural constituent of chromatin; DNA binding. The record is from RefSeq and is a predicted model, not a curated record. The transcript has a single exon. Lineage: Eukaryota; Metazoa; Chordata; Aves; Sphenisciformes; Spheniscidae.
CGGGCCGGCCCGCGCUCCCCCGGGGGCCGCGUGCACCGGCUGCUGCGCAAGGGCAACUACGCGGAGCGGGUGGGCGCCGGCGCCCCGGUGUACCUGGCGGCCGUGCUGGAGUACCUGACGGCCGAGAUCCUGGAGCUGGCGGGCAACGCGGCCCGCGACAACAAGAAGACGCGCAUCAUCCCCCGCCACCUGCAGCUGGCCAUCCGCAACGACGAGGAGCUCAACAAGCUGCUGGGCAAGGUGACCAUCGCGCAGGGCGGCGUGCUGCCCAACAUCCAGGCCGUGCUGCUGCCCAAGAAGACCGACAGCCACAAGGCGAAAAGCAAAUAA